AUGUCAAGAAUAGCCCUUCUCGGCGCCGCCCGCCAAAUCGGCACUCCGCUUAGUCUUUUAUGCAAACACGACCUAUUCGACGAAAUCUCUCUAUACAACCUCGUCCAUGUCCCCGGCAUCGCUACGGUCCUGAACCACGUCGAUACCAGAGCCAAAGUCACUGGCUAUCUUGCCGCAGAGGAUGGUCUUCAGAAAGCGCUCACAGACGCAGAUAUCAACGUUGUAACAGCUGGUAUUGCCCGGAAGCCGGAUAUGACUAGAGAUCAUCACCCACUCCAUCUUCACACAAUCGCAACAACAUGUCCAACAGCAAUCUUCUGCGUCGUCACAAAACCCGUCAACUUGUUCCUGCCCGUCGCAGCCGAAACCCUUGAAAAGGCGGGGGUUUCGGGCCCUAGAGCGUUUGAAGUACCGGUUGUUGGGGGACAUAGUGGUGCUACUAUCUUACCGCUUUAUAAUCAGGCGGGGCCGUCGGUUGAGUUGGAUGGGGAGGUAUUAUUCAUCGCGCAUAUCUACCUACCUGCUAUUCCUGGUGGUAAACAGAUUUCUGCUGAGCUCGGAAUUGGGUAUUUUGCCGUGAGUAUUGUGUUAGGCGGGGCUAGUACGACCAAAACGUUGCCUAUUAGAGAGAUCUCGGAGAGAGAGAAGGAACUGCUUGAGGUUGCUGUUAGGGAGCUUAAGGGAAAUAUCGAGACUGGGUUGGCUUUUGCAGGUGCAUUACGGUCAUCAGUCAAGUCAUUGCUCAUUAACCGGUCUAUAAUAUACAAAGACGUAUCGCCCAACGCCUGA
Aspergillus ruber CBS 135680 is the source of this 789-nucleotide messenger RNA. RefSeq lists its product as uncharacterized. Gene Ontology annotation, cellular component: cytoplasm. The transcript is spliced from 7 exons. The record is from RefSeq and is a predicted model, not a curated record. The coding region runs from base 1 to 789 and encodes 262 amino acids. Gene Ontology annotation, molecular function: L-malate dehydrogenase (NAD+) activity. Lineage: Eukaryota; Fungi; Ascomycota; Eurotiomycetes; Eurotiales; Aspergillaceae.